UAAUGAAAGAUAUGGUCGAUGUGUCAUGCUGUCUGUUCGCGGUUCUGAUUUCUUUCAACUACCGUUGUAAUUUCUUUCAACUACUCUCUUUAUAAACUCCCCAGAACUCACCAUUUUUCCUCCGUCGUCUCAUUCCACCGGAGUUUUAAUUUCCCGGCCUCCGGCAUGCUUUCCGUGCCAAAAAUGGAGAUUCUCCGGGGACCGUUCUGCCCGGAAGUCGUAAGACACGGCGUAUAACGUGUAAUACUGAUAAGUAACAAAGGAAACAGCUAUAAAGCUUGGAUUUUUCACGUCAAGACUGAGGAAUUCUGUGGUGCAAUCAAGAAAGGAAGAAUCUUUGGAGCAAAAUUAAAAAAUGUUGGAGGGGGAUGACCCGGCAAUCUCACGUAGUAGUAGGAGGAGUUUGGCGUCGAGUAGCAGGCGGAGUUGGCAGUCCGCCAGCCUCCGGGAGGUGGCGUGGGUGGCCACGCCGGAGGCGUUCGGGCGGAGCGCGCGGCGGGAGGAUGAGGAGGACGAGCUGCUGUGGGCCGCCAUCCAGCGGCUGCCGACGUUUGACAGGAUGAGGAAAGGCGUGUUGAAGAAGCAUGCGGUGGGCGGCGACGGCAGGCUUGUUGCAGAGGAAAUCGACAUUACCAGGCUUGGGAAGCAAGAAAAGGAAGUGUUAAUGGAGAGUAUACUAAGAGCUGUUGAGGAAGAUAAUGACAGGUUUCUUCAAAGGUUUAGAGAAAGGAUUGAUAGGGUGGGGGUUGAUAUACCAAAGAUUGAAGUAAGGUAUGAGCACUUAUCAGUGGUGGGAGAGACAUAUAUUGGUAGUAGAGCAUUGCCCACUUUGGCUAAUACCACCAUGAAUGUUCUUGAGAAUGUUCUGAGGAUGGUUCACCUUGCCCCUUCUAAUAGAAGAAGCAUUCAAAUACUCAAAGAUGUCAGUGGCAUUAUCAAGCCAUCAAGGAUGACACUGCUUUUAGGUCCCCCUGGUGCAGGGAAAACAACGUUGCUGAGGGCCCUUGCAGGAAAGCUUGAUAAUGAUUUAAAGAAAACAGGAAAAAUCACAUACUGUGGCCAUGAAUUUCAUGAAUUUGUCCCUCAAAGGACAUGUGCCUAUAUUAGUCAACAUGAUCUUCACCAUGGAGAGCUGACAGUGAGGGAAACAUUGGAUUUCUCGGGCCGCUGUUUGGGUGUUGGAACAAGAUAUGAGCUGCUGGCUGAACUCUCAAGGCGUGAGAGAGAAGCGGGAAUCAAACCAGAUCCAGAACUUGAUGCUUUCUUGAAGUCCAUAUCCGUGGCUGGCCAAAAGACCAGUUUGGUCACGGAUUACAUUAUCAAGAUUCUAGGAUUAGAGAUUUGUGCAGACAUCACUGUUGGUGAUGAGAUGAGGAGGGGUAUCUCUGGUGGACAGAAGAAGCGUGUAACCACUGGGGAAAUGUUGGUUGGACCUGCAAAAGUUCUUCUAAUGGAUGAAAUAUCAACUGGACUAGACAGUUCCACAACUUUUCAGAUUGUAAAAUACAUGAGCCAGUUGGUUCACAUUAUGGAUGUAACAAUGGUCAUUUCUCUGCUCCAACCAGCCCCCGAAACGUAUGAUCUUUUCGAUGACAUAAUCUUGCUCUCAGAAGGGCAGAUUGUGUAUCAAGGUGCGAGGGAAAAUGUUCUCGAGUUCUUUGAGAACACGGGAUUCAAAUGUCCUGAGCGCAAGGGAAUUGCUGAUUUUCUCCAAGAAGUGACCUCCAAGAAAGAUCAAGAACAAUAUUGGUUCAGAAGAGAGCAACCAUAUCGAUACAUCUCAGUUGCAGAAUUCGCAGAGGCUUUCACUUCAUUUCGUCUUGGCCAACAUCUUGCCGAUGAGCUUAGCAUCCCUUAUGAUAAGUCCAGAGCCCACCCUGCUGCAUUGGUGACUAACAAGUAUGGUAUCUCCAAUUGGGAGCUUUUCAAGGCAUGCUUCUCUCGGGAGUGGCUGCUAAUGAAGCGUAACUCUUUUCUUUACAUAUUCAAAACUACCCAGAUAACCGUCAUGUCCAUUUUGGCAUUCACUGUUUUCUUGAGAACCGAGAUGCCAUAUGGCAGGUUACAAGAUGGAAGUAAAUUCUAUGGGGCUCUCUUCUUCAGUCUGCUCAAUGUAAUGUUUAAUGGAAUGGCGGAGUUAGCUCUAACAGUUAUGAGACUUCCUGUGUUCUUUAAACAACGGGAUCAUUUGUUUUAUCCCCCUUGGGCUUUCGCCCUUCCAAUUUGGUUCUUGAAAAUACCCCUAUCAUUCAUGGAAUCAGCAAUAUGGAUUAUUCUUACAUAUUAUCCAAUUGGUUUCGCCCCUUCUGCUGGAAGGUUCUUUCGUCAAUUUUUGACAUUUUUCGGUAUACAUCAGAUGGCUCUCGCUCUAUUCCGAUUCAUUGCAGCAGUUGGAAGAACACAGGUAGUUGCAAACACUUUAGGUGCAUUUUCCUUGCUGUUGGUUCUUGUUCUUGGGGGCUUCAUAAUCGCUAAAGAUGACAUUAAGCCUUGGUUGAAAUGGGGAUAUUAUGUUUCUCCUAUGAGUUACGGGCAAAAUGCAUUAGUUAUGAAUGAAUUUCUGGACGAAAGAUGGAGUGCUCCUAAUAUAUACACCAUAAUUCAAGAACCUACUGUAGGGAAGGCGCUUCUCAAGGCAAGAGGUUUUUACACAGACGAUUACUGGUUUUGGAUUUGCAAUGGAGCUCUCUGGGGAUUUUCCCUUCUUUUCAACUCUUUAUUUAUUGCAGCACUGUCUUUCUUAAACCCUUAUGGUGACUCGAGGGCUGCACUCUUGGAGGAGGAUGUUGAAAACAAGAAAAACGAGUCCUCUCAAGGUAUGAUUCCACGAGAGAGGAAUGGUUCGAGGAAAGGAAUGGUUCUUCCUUUUCAGCCCUUGUCCCUUGCUUUUAACCAUAUAAACUACUACGUGGAUAUGCCUUCUCAAAUGAAGAGUGAAGGUGUUAAUGAAGAUCGCCUCCAGCUACUUCGAGAUGUUUGUGGUGCUUUCAGACCGGGGGUACUGACAGCGCUUGUAGGCGUGACUGGUGCUGGAAAGACAACCUUAAUGGAUGUCUUAGCGGGACGAAAGACCAGUGGAUACAUCGAGGGUAGCAUUAGCGUUUCUGGUUAUCCAAAGAACCAGACAACGUUUGCUCGAGUCAUUGGCUACUGUGAACAAACCGAUAUCCAUUCCCCCAAUCUUACUGUCUAUGAAUCCGUCGUUUAUUCUGCUUGGCUUCGUCUCUCUGCUGAUAUUAACAAGAAUACACGCGAGAUGUUUGUAGAAGAAGUGAUGGGACUGGUUGAGCUUAAUCCCAUAAGAAAUUCGUUAGUUGGUCUUCCCGGGGUGGAUGGUCUUUCGACUGAACAAAGAAAACGGUUGACAAUCGCUGUGGAGUUGGUUGCUAACCCGUCGAUAAUAUUCAUGGAUGAACCAACAUCGGGGCUCGAUGCCCGAGCUGCUGCCAUUGUUAUGCGAACCGUGAGAAACACAGUGGACACUGGGAGAACAGUUGUGUGCACCAUUCACCAGCCAAGCAUAGACAUUUUCGAAGCUUUUGAUGAGUUACUCUUGUUGAAGAGAGGAGGGCAAGUGAUCUAUGCAGGACCACUUGGUCGAAACUCGCAACAACUGAUUGAAUAUUUCGAGGCUGUACCUGGGGUACCUAAGAUCAAGAAUGGGUAUAAUCCAGCCACAUGGAUGCUGGAGAUCAGUACUGCUGGAAUUGAGGCACAAACUGGAGUUGAUUUUGCAGAAAUUUAUGCAAACUCUCCACUUCAUCAGAGGAAUCAAGAACUCAUAAAAGAACUAAGCACCCCGCCUCCCGGUUCCCAAGACCUUUACUUCCCAACAAAAUACUCCCAAUCAUUUGUAGAGCAAUGCAAAGCAUGUUUCUGGAAACAGCAUUGGUCUUACUGGAGGAACCCACAGUACAAUGCAGUCCGGUUUUUCGUGACAAUAGUCUUGGGCGUUAUGUUUGGAGUUAUAUUUUGGGGCAAAGGAGACGAAAUCCAUAAUCAACAGGAUCUUCUGAAUCUUUUGGGAGCUAUCUAUGCUGCUGUGAUUUUCCUUGGAUCUAUAAACACGUCUUCGGUGCAAGCUACUGUGGCUGUGGAGAGAACAGUUUUCUAUCGAGAACGGGCUGCUGGGAUGUAUUCCGCCUUGCCAUAUGCACUUGCUCAGGCUGGUAUAGAAGCAAUAUAUGUGGCUGUACAGACAAUUUCCUAUUCUCUUCUCCUAUACCCCAUGAUUGGAUUUGAGUGGAAACUGGGAAAAUUUCUAUGGUUCUAUUACUUCAUGUUCACCAGCUUCAUCUACUUCACACUCUAUGGAAUGAUGCUCGUGGCACUAACGCCCGGUGUCCAGUUUGCUGCCAUUGCCAUGGCUUUCCUCCUCACCUUCUGGAACCUCUUUGCUGGUUUCAUUCUUCCCAGAAAACAAAUGCCGGUAUGGUGGAGGUGGUACUACUGGGCAUCGCCUUGUGGAUGGUCACUUUACGGGCUAAUCACGUCACAGCUCGGGGAUAAAGAGUCUCGGGUUCAGGUUCCUGGAGAAGGUGACAUGACAAUAAAACAGUUCCUUAAAGAUUUCUUUGGUUAUGACUAUGGUUUCCUUCCUGCUGUUGCUGCAGCUCAUGUUGGUUGGUCUCUCUUGUUCUUCUUUGUGUUUGCCUAUGGUAUCAUGUUCCUCAACUUCCAAAGAAGAUAAGGCUGGGAUGCCAAUCUUUCCUUAAUCCCAGGUUUUUGUCUUUGAAAAUGUAUAAACAUAUAUGUUUUCCUGUCAUGUUUCCCAGUUUGAGAUUUGCAAUGCUGUAGAGUAGUUUUUAGGAAAUGAAUAUAUACUAGCCCGCAUAGACACCUCAGUUAG
Ipomoea nil (Japanese morning glory) is the source of this 4849-nucleotide messenger RNA. RefSeq names its product ABC transporter G family member 39-like. The record is from RefSeq and is a predicted model, not a curated record. Gene Ontology annotation, molecular function: ABC-type transporter activity; ATP hydrolysis activity; ATP binding. The transcript is spliced from 20 exons. Lineage: Eukaryota; Viridiplantae; Streptophyta; Magnoliopsida; Solanales; Convolvulaceae. Bases 356 to 4690 code for a protein of 1444 amino acids. Gene Ontology annotation, cellular component: membrane.